Messenger RNA from Phlebotomus argentipes, 2785 nucleotides. Its product is annotated as glucose dehydrogenase [FAD, quinone]-like. Gene Ontology annotation, molecular function: flavin adenine dinucleotide binding; oxidoreductase activity, acting on CH-OH group of donors. The coding region runs from base 403 to 2274 and encodes 623 amino acids. The transcript has a single exon. NCBI's taxonomy places the organism in Eukaryota, Metazoa, Arthropoda, Insecta, Diptera, Psychodidae. The record is from RefSeq and is a predicted model, not a curated record.
CUGACUGGAUCGCUUUUUCGCUUGUUACAUUCCUUUUGGCGAUAGACGCGCACGUUGAAGAAGUAAAAUUUAUUAUUACAAACUCCCUGUCCAGUGAAUGGAAGUUUAUGCAAAAAUAUAUCAUUGAAAUUUUUUAUUUUUCCAUACUACGUCAAAUCAUUUGAUUUGAGAAUGUGAAUAAAAAUGUGUGGCAUUUAGUCGUGAUCUUUGUGAGCAAGCAUCGGAGAUGAUUUCUCAGCUUCUGCUGCAGAAUUCUUCAUUCUUGUGAAAUCUCAACACACAGUGCAUCGCUUCCGGGACUCCGAGAAAAAAAAGAAAGGAACACACGAAGGAAAGAGAAGUGCAAUGUGUAAAUGUUAACCGCUCUGAGAGAAGAACAAGUGAAGUGGAAGUAAUAUUAAAAUGUGGAAAUUCACGGGAAUAUCAUUCAUUCUUAUUCACGUGCUCUUUGUGCAACACUGCGAAUGUCAACAUGGCCAAGUCAUCAUUGAUUCCGUCUUCUCCCUCAAGAACUUCCUCGAGGAAGGCGGCCAGCGACUCACAUUCGAGCAGAACAACUACUUUAUCAAUCAGGAGUAUGAUUUCAUUAUCGUGGGUGCCGGUUCGGCGGGAUGUGUGCUCGCGAAUCGCCUCACCGAGAACAAGGAGUGGAAAGUGUUGCUCCUCGAGGCCGGUCCGCGGGAGAAUCUCCUGAUGGAUGUGCCCAUGUUUGUGCACUAUCUGCAGCAGACAAAUGCCGAUUGGCACUACAAGACUGAGAGUUCCAAUGGCUCGUGCCUGGCCAUGAACAACAAUCAGUGCAAGUGGCCACGUGGAAAAGUCAUGGGAGGCUCCAGUGUGCUCAAUUACAUGAUCUACACUCGCGGUAAUCGCCGUGAUUACGACCGGUGGGCGGCAAUGGGGAAUCCCGGCUGGAGUUGGAAUGACGUUCAUCCGUACUUCCAGAAGCUGGAGAAGAGCUUCAUCAGGGACGCCGUGCCAGGAUAUUUGGGCACAGACGGUCCCAUGUCGAUCUCCUACCCAAAUUGGCACACCAAAAUUGCCAAAGCCUUCAUCAAGGCGGGCUUGGAAAACGGAGCAUCCUAUGUGGACUACAAUGGUCCGACUCAAGUGGGUUACUCAUAUUUCCAAACAACCACCGAGAAUGGCCUGCGGAAGAGUGCAAAUGUGGCCUAUAUUUACCCCAUUCGAGGCACCAGAAGCAACCUGCACAUCAAGAAGGAGAGCUUUGUCACGAAAAUCCUCAUAGAUCCGGCAACAAAGAGAGCUUAUGGUGUUCAAUUUGUCAGCGACAAGAAGUUGUAUCAAGUGUUUGCGCGAAAAGAGGUCAUCCUGUCGGCUGGCACAAUUAACACCCCGCAAUUGAUGAUGCUCUCGGGCAUUGGACCCGGAGAUCAUCUCCGUGAGCACGGAAUCACACCCUUGAUGGACUUGGCGGUGGGUUACAACCUGAUGGAUCACACAGCAGUUCCCAUUGCCCUCACAGUCAACAUUAGUUCGAUGUUUAUUGAAAAUAUCGCCACAGUGCCGAAUUUGCUGAAGUACGAGAGCACACGAAAAGGUCCCAUCUCGUCAAUUGGCGCCUGCGAAGCCGUGGCAUUUUAUGACUUUGACAAUCCAACAGAUCCUGAUGGAUGGCCGGACAUUGAACUGUUCCAAAUUGGCGGCACAUUGUACGGCGAUUCAAUCUACAGAGACAACUUCAACAUCCGCACAUCAAUCUAUGCCACAAUUUACCAUGACAUGGAGCGUCGCAUGCAGAACGGCUUUCAGAUUUGGCCCAUGAUUCUGCGCCCCAAGAGCCGCGGCAGGAUAACACUGCGCGACACCAACCCCUUCUCCCACCCCCGAAUCCAUGCCAACUACUUCUCCGACCCCAGAGACGUGCGGACAGUGCUUCGGGGGGUGAGGAAAGUGCAGGAGUUGGCGAAGAUGCCGUCGCUGGCACAAAUAGACGCCAAAUUGAUCGACUAUGACCACCCUGUGCCCACAUGCGCCCACCAUGGCGUCGAUUCGGACAACUACUGGGACUGUGUCAUCCGCCACUUGACACUCACCAUCUACCACUACUCGGGCACAUGCAAAAUGGGCCCCCCGUCCGACCCCACAGCCGUCGUGGAUCCCCGCUUGCGCGUGUACGGCAUCAGCAAUCUCCGAGUCAUCGACGCCAGCAUCAUACCGGAAAUUCCGGCAGGACACACCAACGGACCGACACUCAUGAUAGCCGAGCGUGCGGCUGACUUUAUUAAGGAAGACUGGAAUUAUGCACAGUGAAGAACGCGCGCAGCAGUAAAAAAAGCCACCUCUCCCGUGUGACCGUGUUCGUGCGCCGCACGAGGAGGGAAAAGUCAAGGAAAAAUGCCACACAAAAAGUGUAUAAAAAUGUAAGAUGAAGAAGUCAGGAGAAGAAAAAACGAACACCUCAUGUAUAUAGAUUUACACCACUAACUUAUUAGCUAUUGUACAAUAUUACUCUAUAAGGAAGAAGACGGAAAAUAUGUGAAUUAUUAUCUUAAGGCUAGUGUUUAAAGUUAUAAUUUUUACUCAGACUCAGAAAUGUGAUUGAUACGGUGUGAACGAAGAAGAAAAAACAGCCCAUAAGGUGAAUUGCUCAAUUUGUUCACACCUUAAAUAUAGUUGAUUAGUAAUUUUUGUAUUGUUUUUUUUAAUUAAUAUAAAAAGAUCAACGCUUAAAUGUGAAAAUUACGUGUAGAAUUUUCCGGUGAAUAAUUUGUAAUCAACAAAUGAGAUUUAUGGAAGAGCAAAUAAAGAAUGAUAAUUAGAU